GCUUUGCUUAUGCUUCAUUCUCCUCAACAUGGCUGACGGAAAAUCUUGUUCCUGUUUAUCCUGUUUGCUAUUGUGAAGAUCAAGAACCUUCUUUUGCUAUGGGGGCAUCUUUCACAAGGAAUCGCAAUAAUGGGGAAGAGAGUGGUGAUGCGUCCUCUCAAGGCGCCUACAGAUACCCGCCGAAAACAGGCAGUUACUUUGGGACCCACUUCAUCAUGGGUGGAGAACGAUUUGAGUCACCACAGCCUGGAGAAUACCUCUUUGGAGACAGUGAAGAACUUAACUUCUUAGGCAACAAGCCUAUGCCUUUUCCAUAUCCUGUCCCGUCUGGAAAUGAUCCAACGAAAACAUUGAAAAGCUUGGUUUACAUUCGCAAAGAUUCACUUCGAAUUGUGAAAACUCCAGGGGCCACACAAGAUGCAGCUGGAGAUGGGACCAGCAUCCCAUACAACAUUGAGUUCAUUCUUGACUCAGAUGUCAGGUGUGCCGUCAGGAUUCACUAUUUUGCAUCGGAGGAAGUCAUGAAUGGCCAGAUUGUAUACCAUUCAAAGGACAGUUCCAUGAGUUCUGAAAUAUUUCAUUACAAAAGAGGAUCUGGACAGUCUUUCAGUCAACCUUCUCACACAGUUGAGCCGGCGAAAUAUCCUGAGGAGGAUUGGCAGUACAGUUAUGACAAAGAAGUCUACCCUAUUGCUAUUCAUUGUACAGUUGAAGAGGAAGAGCAUGCUGGGCAUGCACACAUUACUUACGCUGCCAUCGAAAGAAGUCAGGAGGGGAGCUAUGCCAUUAAACCCUUGAAACAGAAACAGGUUGUGGAUGGUCUCAGUUACCUACUACAGGAGAUUUACGGCAUAGAGAACAAGAACAUGGAAAGAAUGAAGGAUGUUGAUCCUGAUGAUGAGGUGGAAGAUAGUGGUGCAGAGUGUGUUAUCUGCAUGUCUGACAUGCGUGACACGCUCAUAUUGCCAUGUCGACAUCUGUGUCUGUGCAGCAGCUGUGCUGACUCUCUGCGCUACCAGGCCAGUAUGUGUCCAAUUUGCAGGGUCAAGUUCAGAGCUCUGCUGCAGAUCAGGGCCAUGAGGAAGAAAGUUGCUCCAACAUCGACAAAUUCUCCACAGUCUGAUUCUGAAGACAAUCCUGUGAAUCAAGAAGGUGUACCUCAAGGGUAUGAAGCAAUAUCUCUGAUAGAAGCUCUCAAUGGACAAGUUGUUCCUCCUAUCAGUAACGAAGGCGUCCACCUGCAGAUAUCUGGACCACCUUCUAUGUUCUCAGUGGAAAAGAAGGGCCAGAAGGACAAUAAGAUCACUGUGUCAGGACCUAUUGAGUAUCAAAAAGAAAUGGACACAGAUAAAGAAAGCAGUAAGGGUACGCUUGAGAAGAAAAAAGAUGUUGACAAGGUCUUGUACACAACAGAUGUGACUUCUACUGAGGCAAACUCUGAUGCCACUCCAGAUGAAGUUGCUCCUCGCCCUGUUGUGAAGGACUCGGCCCCUUCGCCUCUCAAGUCAACCGUUGUUACUGUCAGGUGCUCCCCUGAUGGCUCAAUUACUACAGAGACAAAGAUAUCUCCUGUGAGAGAAACUGAGCUCAUUCCAGCAAAGCCCGCCCAGAGACCCACCGAGGCUCAACGAGGAGCAUUCAAGACAAACAUAGACAUAGGUAGAUUAACCUGUGGUCUGUCGACCGGAGACAUGGCUGAUGAUGAACGUGAGGACAGCUCUGAACCAGAACCAGAACCAGAUUUUGAGGAACAUGACAGUGAUGAUCCUGCCACUACUACAACCACCAGCAAUCAGGAUUACUAUGGUGCCGGCUCAGCGUCGGGGAGCCUGUGUGAGCUGGCAGACACCCAAGCUGUCGUGGAGCACCACCACCAUGAGUUUUCAGCUGCGGAACGGGGUGAGUUCUAUGAUCCACUUCAAGUGGUCAGCCUCACGGACAUUCACAGCAGUGGCACAGAGGGCUCCAGUUUUGGCAGUAACUGCUCUAGUCACGCUCUGCUCAGCCCGGCUGAGCAACAAGUAGCACAGGUUGUCAGUGAGGAUGUGGAGAGAGAAGCCAAACCGCAAGAUAAUCCAGUUGACUGAAACACCUGCAGGAUACCCGUUGAGUGGUGGUGGAUGGGACUAAUGUGUGCUAACCUGCUCACUUAUUACAACUCGUGCUGCCAGUCUUAUAAGAUUCAUCAGUGCAUGCUCUGCCAACUUCACUAUUUUCUAAUCUGUUGGGAAGUUUUGAAUGGCUGAACUUUUUCAGUAUCAGUCGCUUCCUUUGGUUCUAUAACAACAGAAAACAAUGCAGAAUGCUACAAGGAGUUGUUGGAAAAGUGUGUCUGGUAGGCCUACUAUAAGAACAGUUACAGUGUUUCUUGAACAAUGUGCAAUGCAGCUUCCUCAGAUAUUAGCACAAGCUAGCACAGAUCUGAACUUUGUCUAUUGAAAAGAGGAACUUGACAUGAGACAUUCUGAUUUUGUUUUUGUAAAUUGUUGGACAAAAUUUCAUACUUACUGCCUCCUCAAUGACUUAUGUUUCCUUGUUGCUGUUUACUUGAAACGUCCUGUAGUUUUAAAGCGAAGUCACAAUUUGCAGAUAUGCGACUGGAAGUCUUUGAGAUAGUUAUGAGUGCUUACGUUGCACUUUCAUGUUGUAUUUUGCUUGUUUUGAAUGCCUGAAAGGUUUUCUUUUACCUGGUUGGAGUGAAUGUACUGUGGUGUAAAUACUUUUGUGCAGUUUUUCAAAGUUUGCUAUAAACAGUGCACAGUGUUGAUAAUUUAUUGCUACAGUUCACAUCUUUUUGAUGGAGAUUGUUUUGAAUUUCUUGCAGAAGCCUCAAGUAUGAGCUACAUUUUGUGUAUGGUGCCCUCUUCAAUGUCGAAAUAAUGAAAGGGGCUUCUUUAAAAUUCUAAAUGAUGUGGGGAAUUUUAAUAUUGCGAUGUUUUAGCAGGUUGUUUUGUGUUUGUGUUUGUGUGGUGUUUCUGAAAAGUGUUUUAUCUGCAUAGAGAUAUCUAAGAAGACAUUUUCCUGCACAGUUACACCGAUAGAUAAGGGUGUUAACGUUGCAGUUUUACUUUUAAUUCUGUGCCUGUGGAUUGCUGGAGAAGAAUUUUCAGUUCACUCUUGUGGUGACUCCAGCUGUCUGUUAGUUACAUCAGUGGGUAUUACUUAUUAGUCAUUCCUAGGGGCACAGAUUGAUUGGGUGCUGGGCAUUCUCGAACCUGGGGUCGUUUUGAUGAGUUUUCAAGGCUCUCGACCUAUUUGGCUCAGUCCUAUCAGAUACGGACGCUAAAUACAGAGGUGCCACCUCUUGAAUAACCAAAUAGUGUUGAUUAGGGCCUUAAACCCAUGCACUUAUUUACAGAUUGACUGUUCGAUCAGGAAACCUGCGGCUGAAAGUGUAGCUCACCGAUUGAUGGUUUUGGCAGUGUUAUCUAUGGAACUAUUGGUUGGCCAAUAAUUAACCAGCUGGUUAGACCCUUCUGUAUUGUGUGUGGGCGAAUUCGCUGAAAUAAACAUGGUUGGGGAGGGGGGGAUAUUACAGUUAAUCAGGUAAUAAAAGCAUUUAAUUGGUGUACACGUUCCAAAUGUGUAUAGACUCUACUAAAAAUGAGACACUUGUAAUAUAUUUCUGGUUCAGGCCUUUUUUUGUGCUUUCACUUGAGUUUUGAAGACAGUUCUUUAUUGUAAAUGUUGCUUCCAAGAUUUCAAGAAUUCAUCGCCAUCCUUGACAAAAUGAACGAAUCUUAGUAUGGAACUUUUGCGACAAGUGCUAUAAAUGGUAAUGGAAAUGUUUUUUAAGGUAUUUUUGAUGAUUGUAAGUGAUUUCAAUGACUUUUCUUUGCCUCAGGAAGACUUGGAAAGUGAUGAUUCAGAUUGGGAUUAUGAUGUGGAUAAGUCGAACGAGAGAUCUAGAUCUAGAUGUGCCCCAUCAGCUAGCUUAUCAAAUCAGGUUUUUUUAGUAUACUUUUAUUAUGCAUGAAAUACAAUUUGUCUGGGGUUGUUUUGUUGUUUUUUUGCUUCAAUAACAACUUACUUGGUUGCGUACUACAGUAUUCAUUUCGAAAUUGCAUUGCCAAUGUUUUCCACAAGUAAAUGAUCAUAACUAUUAGAAUGUUUUACUAAAAAUACUAAACCCAUGCAUUUUCUGAAAAUUAAAAAAUUUUCUCCAACUAUAAAAACAGAUUACAACCUUAGUUUCCAAACGUCUGGGGAUGAUUUUGAUUGUUUCAGAUUUUCUCAUUUUGGUCAAAGAUUAAGGACAAAGUGUUUGAAAUUUUAUUAUUUGCAUGAACUUCAGUGUGAAAGUUGACCAACCCAUCCAGUUUCUUUUCCGAAAAUGUAUGGUUUUAGGUGCUUUGACUUCCCUCCGAUCCUUCUACCUUUUAUGGUCAGACCCUUAAAACAUGUGCACACACACACACACACACACACACACACACACACACACACACACACACACACACACA
This is a messenger RNA of Aplysia californica (California sea hare), 4463 nucleotides long. Its product is annotated as E3 ubiquitin-protein ligase MGRN1. Gene Ontology annotation, molecular function: ubiquitin protein ligase activity. NCBI's taxonomy places the organism in Eukaryota, Metazoa, Mollusca, Gastropoda, Aplysiida, Aplysiidae. Gene Ontology annotation, cellular component: cytoplasm. The record is from RefSeq and is a predicted model, not a curated record. Bases 99 to 2087 code for a protein of 662 amino acids. The transcript is spliced from 15 exons. Gene Ontology annotation, biological process: protein ubiquitination.